Molecule: messenger RNA, 1300 nt
Organism: Aspergillus novofumigatus IBT 16806
Lineage: Eukaryota; Fungi; Ascomycota; Eurotiomycetes; Eurotiales; Aspergillaceae
Product: SDR family NAD(P)-dependent oxidoreductase
Exons: 2
Coding region: 251-1168 (305 amino acids)
Cellular component (GO): intracellular anatomical structure
Molecular function (GO): oxidoreductase activity, acting on NAD(P)H, oxygen as acceptor
Source: RefSeq, a predicted model, not a curated record
GAUGAGCGCAUUCUUCAUCUUCUAAAUGGCGUCCGUUCACCUCUAGAGAAUUGAUCAAGAUAGUUACUCUCGAGAUAGAUACGGAUAUGGCUCAGAAGAUCAUCUUCCACGGUACAAGGGCGAGGAGGCUAACUCCGCUAUUUCCGUUGAUGACAAUGCGGGGUACAAAAUGAUCACAUAUAAUCACAUAGCAGCGUCCCUUUAUCCUCCCUGGUUCCUUCUGUCAGGCUCAAUCAACAGGAUCGACACAAUGGCUGCCAUCAUCCAACCCCAGAAAUCCGCCCUCAUCACCGGCGCAGCAUCCGGCGUCGGCUUCGCGAUCGCCAGACUCUGCCGCUCCAAAGGCAUGCACUUGGCGCUCCUCGAUAUCGACACCGCCAAUCUGGAAAAAGCCAAAAGCGAGUUGUCUGCUCUCGACUCCUCCGUGAAAACAGAGGUUUACACCAUCAACGUUGGUAACCGGGACGCCUGGAAGGAUAUCGCGAGACAGAUCCGCUCGACAUUCAACGACCUCGAUCUUGUCGUUCUCAAUGCCGGAAAAUCAUACAAAGCGGGGAGUGAGCUGGCAGGACGGCUGAAACCAUGGGCUGACGCUGAAUACUGGAAGAAGACAUUCGACACCAACGUCUUCGGCCCUCUGAACGGACUCGAAACGCUCCUUCCGCUGCUAACCAGCUCAUCGCCAACUCCCAAAUCGAUCGUCAUCACCGGCUCCAAGCAAGGCAUCACGAACCCGCCCGGAGCCGCCAACCCGGCGUACAACGCCUCCAAGGCAGCCAUCAAGAAUCUGACCGAGCAUCUGGCCCAUGAUCUGCGGUCGGAUCCCGCCACGGCUCAUAUCUCGGUGCACCUGCUGAUUCCCGGGUGGACAUGGACAGGCCUUAUGGGGAAUGUCGGGCCUACGGACGAGAGUAACAUCAAGAAGAUGGAGGGGGCGUGGUUUCCUAGUCAGGUUGCGGAGGAGCUGGUCAAGGGAAUGGAGAGGGGGUCGUUCUACAUCGUCUGUCCCGAUAAUGAGACGGACAGGGCUCUGGACCAGGCGAGGAUGCAGUGGGCGAGUGAUGAUGUGGUUGAGGAUCGGCCUGCGUUGUCUCGAUGGGAGGACAAGUGGAAGGGGAGAGCGGAGGAGGAGAUUCAGAGUGAGGCUAAGAGGAGAAGGGAUGCUUGAUGCUGUCCGGUAAUAGUGAAGUAUGCUGAUCUGUUAGCUAACUAUAGAUGGGUUUGAUUUGCUGAUUUAUCUUACUGGUCGACAAGAGUGUCCUGCAGCGAAGGAUGAGUAUAUAAUGCCGGCAGUUGUGAC